AUGACACCAAGCAAAGAUUCCCCACCGCCAAAUGACACAGGCUCGCCAGGACUCGUAGCACCACAGGCACAACCAAAUCUCUGGACAGUCCAAUACGUUGAUAACAAGGGUAGAGGAGUAAUUGCUUCUCAGAACAUCAAAGCAGGAACUCUUUUGAUCAGCGAACCUCCUCUCCUCACCACGGAUGUCAUCACCUCAGUCGAAAACACAGAGACCGAUCUGGCCAUCCAUCUUCGCACUUUGCCCGCAGAAAAACAACGGGCAUUUUUGAGUCUACACAACAAUUUCCCUGGCCAGGGAAACCCACUCACUAGUAUCAUUCGAAGCAACGGAUACCCUCUUGGAGCUGAUGCAGGAUGCGGAGGUGUUUUUGAGAACAUCAGUCGGAUUAACCAUGGCUGUUUGCCUAAUGCGGUUCAGAACUGGAACGGGUUGUUGGGUGAGGAGGGAGAGGAAACUGUGUACGCAAUUAAAGAUAUCAAGGAAGGCGAAGAGAUCACAACGAGCUAUCUCUCUGGUGGCACCUCCAAAGAACGGCGAGCCGUUUUGAAGCAGUCAUUCGGAUUUGAUUGCACCUGCAAACUUUGUGAUUCUGAUGAGGCGGAUCUCAAGGCAAGCGACGAGAGACUCUCUAGGAUUCAAGAGUUGCAUAUUGAUAUCGGGGACUCGGAAACUGUAAGACAUGACCCUGAGAAGGCUUUGGGCUAUUGUAAGGAGUUGCUGGAGAUCUUGGAGGUCGAAGGUAUCAAGGAUGACAGGGUGAGCCGAGCCUACUAUGAUGCCUUCCAGGUAACGGCGAUGCACUCUGACGCAGCACGAGCUGCUUGGUGGGCCAAGAAGUUCUGCGAAGCGAAGGUUAUUAGUGCUGGGAAAAGCUGUAUUGAUCGUUUGGACAUGAAGCCUUUCACCAAGCGCCCACAGAAACACGACUGCUUCGGCGCCUUCUCUGUUAACUGGAAAACCAAACUUGAAGAACUUCCUAAAGAAAGGGCUGGCGAGGAAUUUGAGAAAUGGCUUUGGAGAGAGUAG
This is a messenger RNA of Glarea lozoyensis ATCC 20868, 1029 nucleotides long. RefSeq names its product SET. Lineage: Eukaryota; Fungi; Ascomycota; Leotiomycetes; Helotiales; Helotiaceae. Gene Ontology annotation, molecular function: protein binding. Bases 1 to 1029 code for a protein of 342 amino acids. The record is from RefSeq and is a predicted model, not a curated record. The transcript has a single exon.